Aspergillus wentii DTO 134E9 is the source of this 1641-nucleotide messenger RNA. Its product is annotated as putative protein kinase. Bases 6 to 1295 code for a protein of 429 amino acids. The record is from RefSeq and is a predicted model, not a curated record. Gene Ontology annotation, molecular function: protein kinase activity; ATP binding. The transcript has 5 exons. Gene Ontology annotation, biological process: spliceosomal complex assembly; regulation of mRNA processing; protein phosphorylation. Lineage: Eukaryota; Fungi; Ascomycota; Eurotiomycetes; Eurotiales; Aspergillaceae.
AUCCUAUGCAGGCGAUGCUGAAAUCAGGUCUUUCAGUAAAAAGGUGGCCAGGCCGCUCGACCACUUGCAGAAAUGCCCUUCAAUGGAAGCUACCAUCCACGAGAUAUAGAUCCAGCUUCUCAUCGAUUGCCCCAUCAAUAGAAACGUCAAUCGAGGAAGAAACCUUGCCCUAUUAUAAACCUGACGAUUACCAUCCAGUCAGGAUCGGGGACGUGUAUAAUGCCAGAUAUCAGAUCGCGGGCAAGCUCGGCUAUGGGGCGUAUUCAAUAAGUUGGCUAUGUCGGGAUCUCCAGGACAGUAAAUAUAAAGUAUUAAAGGUGUCGACUGCGCUGCCAGAGCAUCCCACUGCAACAGACCGCGAGCUCAAGAUCUACGAGCGUCUUGCGCAGCAUCUUGGGCAAACAGAUUCCAUGCACCCGGGCCAAGCACUCAUUCGUGAGCUUUACGAUACCUUUCAUAUUGAUGGAGUUGUUGGGAAACACAGCUGCCUUGUAUUGCAGCCAAUGCACAUGACGCUUCUUGAGAUGAUGGGACUGAACUCGAGGCCGUUUAAUCUGGAAAUCCUUAAAAUGACAAUGAGCCUACUGCUAACGGUCCUUGACUUUCUACACACUGAGGUUGGGAUUGUUCACACGGAUCUCAAGACCGACAACAUAAUGCUCAGCAUAGGCGACGACACCAUGCUGGCGGAUUUCGCAAAAGCAGAAGCUGAAAUUCCCAGUCCCCAGAAGACAAUCAACCCUUCACGUACCAUUUACAAGAGCCGAAAAUUCCGCCGACCUACCGCUAGCAAGUACGGACUCCUGGUCUUAUGUGAUUUUGGCGAAGCACGUAUUGGAAAGAUACAAGAGUCUGGCCCGUUCGUCCAGCCGCAUAUUUACAGGGCCCCGGAAGUUAUAUUCGAGAUGCCGUGGGGAGGUGCCGUCGAUAUUUGGAAUCUGGCAGGUCUAAUGUGGGAUCUUUUCGAAGGCGAACAUCUCUUUGGGGAUAUAUUCGAUAGCAAAGGCGGUCAUGACCCGUUCAAACAUCUUGCUCUCAUGGUCGCCUUGAUUGGUCCACCUCCAGGUGAAUUUGUCAGACGCAGUGAGACGGCGCAGCAGUGUUUUGACUCUAGUGGCAACUGGAUUGCCCAUGAAGAAGCAGUCGUGCCAGCAGUCUCACUCGACAGCCUAGAGAAACGCCUCUCUGGAACAGAAAAAGAAGCAUUUAUCCGAUUCAUCAGUUCCAUGCUCAGGUGGCUGCCAGAUGAGCGCAAAACUGCCAAACAGCUUCUCGAGGAUCCAUGGCUGCUCUAACUAAUGGUUAACAUCAGCCCUCUUCUCUGUAAGUCAUGGUUUCAAACUCGUGGAACGUUCAAAGCCAGAGGUUGGCUACUGAUUUGCCUAAUAGCCUGGUUUUGGAACCCACAGCCUCCGCUGAUACCACAGGGAGAGGCACGUAGAAAUGCUACUCGAUCAUAAUAAAUAGUAGGCAAAACAAGAGGGCCCUCAAAUAGUGUCUAGCCCCUUAUAUCAAUCCUAAGCCAUAAAUAAAGUCAUUGGCAACGAAGAUAUGGGUGUAUGCAAAAACAAUAUAUUCAUCAUUCAUAUCAAAUAACCAAAUGCAGGACGUAAAACAUCAACAUCAUCAAAUAUGACUCUA